AUGGCACCGCCUUCUCCCCGACGCUCCUCGAGAGCGCGAGCCACGAACUUCCUAAGCCAUCAAUCCUCGACUUCAUCAGGCCGCGCCGAGCGCAACCACCGAGCCAACAACAAGACGUCGUCGGGCAAGUCGACACCUAGUGCGUCCUUGUCCUCGGAACCACUCGAAGACUACGAGGACACUCUUCUUGGUCGACGACGCAAGCGCGGCCACGAAGACGAACCAGAGAAGCCCCAGCGUCAAGACCAAUUAGACACAGCCCAUGCCAGUGACAAUGGGCAAGACGAAGAAGACGAGGCUGUGCGGUGUAUAUGUGACUCGGAGGACUAUCCAGGGCGUCCACCCGUUGAUGGGCCGGAUGCCGACUUUUUCGCGGCAAUUGAGCUGACAGAGGACGUUACGGGCUUCUUCGUCCAGUGCGACAUUUGUAAAGUGUGGCAGCACGGUGCUUGCGUUGGCAUUUUUAGCGCCGAAGCAUCCCCAGACGAGUAUUUCUGCGAGCAGUGUCGCAACGAUCUUCACAAAAUCAACACAGCCAUCAAUGGGCAAAAGUACUCCAAAUAUCUCCCGCUCCAUCGACCACCGCCAGCAUCACAACCUACCUCUCGAGCGACGUCGGUAAGCAGGGACCGAGGCCAAUCGCCCAAGGGCUCGAAAGAGAAGAAUGGACGACCGACGUCUUCACAACUAGCCGCAAAAAGACGAUCUACUAUGAACAGUCGAGAUGCUGCAUAUGACGACGACCAGCUACGGCGAGCGAUCGAGGCUAGCAGAGAAAACAACUCCGUAGAUGGUGACGGACCCUUGAGGCGGACGAAGAGAGGGCGCAGCGAUAGUGAGGAGAACGUUCCCAGCGUAAAACGACAACGGACGAACUCGCACUCGCCUUCGCCGCCACCGGAAGAGCGUGAGGAUGCUAGCCGGGAGCAGUCCGAAGACGAGGCGCAAGCCAGGAACGGAGCGAAGAAGACCCGCAACGGCAGACACCAGAGAACAAAAUCCGAGGUGGAGGACAAGGACCGCCUGCGGCAAGAAGCAGCGAACAAGCGCAGAGGCCGCGCAGAGAGGCGGCGGGGUGACGAUUCAGAUCCAUCAGAGGACCUCCCUCUGGCCCAGGUCAAGGCAGCGCUGCCCCCAGAAGAAGAGCCGACGCCUGAGGUCGAACCAACCAUACCACCACCGCCUGUGCCAGGCACGCCGCCAGCCACUGUUAACAAUGCAGGCAACUCACACAAGAAAGGAGCUCGGAGCAAUCACAAAAAGGGCAAAGGCAAGGGACCUCCUGGCAAAGACCUUCAUCAUGAUCGGGAAGAUUCACCGGCACGACCAGCACCGCGGGACAUUGCCAAAGCAGCAGACGAUCCACCCGCACCCAAAUCGACGCCGGCGGACAGCAAGCCUUCUGGCAAGGGGAAGGCCGGGGUCGCACACAAGAUCACCAUGCUGGACAUGAAACGCCGUGUUGGUGCGAUCAUGGACUUUAUCUCGCGAACGCAAGUGGACCUCGCGGCAGAGGGCAACCUCUCGUCGAGCAGCAACUCGACAAGCGGAGAAGCGUCGCCUCAGAAGACCCCUCUGGGACCGGUCACUGGCGAGACCAACGGGGGUACGCCGGAGACGACGGGCCAUGACAAGGAUUUCAAGGAUCUGGACUGCAUGCAGAUGAUGGACGUUUUGACGCGCGAUAUGGUCAAGUGGCAGAACCAAUAUAAAUGA
Molecule: messenger RNA, 1716 nt
Organism: Emericellopsis cladophorae
Lineage: Eukaryota; Fungi; Ascomycota; Sordariomycetes; Hypocreales; Bionectriaceae
Product: Histone deacetylase complex subunit-like protein
Exons: 4
Coding region: 1-1716 (571 amino acids)
Biological process (GO): negative regulation of silent mating-type cassette heterochromatin formation; negative regulation of rDNA heterochromatin formation
Cellular component (GO): Rpd3L-Expanded complex; Rpd3L complex
Source: RefSeq, a predicted model, not a curated record